Molecule: messenger RNA, 1258 nt
Organism: Hibiscus syriacus
Lineage: Eukaryota; Viridiplantae; Streptophyta; Magnoliopsida; Malvales; Malvaceae
Product: GDSL esterase/lipase At1g33811-like
Exons: 5
Coding region: 42-1154 (370 amino acids)
Molecular function (GO): hydrolase activity, acting on ester bonds
Source: RefSeq, a predicted model, not a curated record
AUCUGCAUGGAGAUCGAUGAGUUUAGCCAUAAUUAAAGAAAAUGAAGACCGGUGGUGAGCUAGUCUUGUUGAUUUGUUUGAUCGUGGCCUGUUUUAAUGGUAGAGGUCGGUCGCAGCGGCUGCCUCAGCCCCAGCCGCAGCAGUCUCAAGUACCAUGCUUUUACAUCUUCGGUGACUCCUUAGUGGACAAUGGGAAUAACAAUGGUAUGGUCACACUUGCUAGGGCUAAUUAUAGGCCCUACGGCAUCGAUUUCCUCGGGGGUACCACCGGUCGUUUCACUAAUGGUCGAACUUUUGUUGACGCUCUAGCUCAACUUAUGGGGUUUGCACGCUACAUUCUUCCCUACUCAAGGGCUCGUGGCCCUGAAUUGUUGCGCGGAGCCAAUUAUGCCUCCGGCGCUUCUGGUAUUCGCGACGAAACAGGCAACAAUCUGGGAGCCCACACAUCGAUGAACGGACAGGUCGCGAACUUUGCGAAUACGGUGGUGCAAAUGAGGAGGUUCUUUAGAGGAGACACCAAUGCUUUGGGCAGCUAUCUAAGCAAGUGCAUAUUCUAUUCUGGUUUGGGAAGCAAUGAUUAUCUUAACAACUAUUUCAUGCCAAGCUUCUACACAACCAGCUCUGAUUUCACCACCAAAGCUUACGCGGCUGCACUUAUUCAGGACUACACACGCCAGCUAACCGUAAGUUUUCCAGCUCGAAAGGUGAUCGUAACAGCAGUUGGACCAAUCGGAUGCAUACCGUAUCAACUAGCUCGGUACCACGGUAAUAGCAGCCGCUGCAAUGAAGAUAUAAACAAGGCAAUCGUUAUUUUCAACACCGAGCUAAGGAAGGUGGUUGAUCGUUUCAAUGGCGGCCAACUACCAGGAGCGAAAUUUGUUUACCUUGAUUCCUACAAAAGCAGCAUGGAUCUUUAUCAAAAUGGUUCUGCUAACGGGUUUGAAGUAAUAGACAAAGGAUGCUGCGGAGUGGGAAGAAACAAUGGGCAGAUAACAUGUCUUCCCCUUCAACAACCUUGUACAGAUCGAAGGAGAUACCUGUUCUGGGAUGCCUUCCAUCCGACCGAACUGGCCAACAUCUUAUUUGCACAGUCUGCCUAUGGAUCACAGGCUUAUACUUACCCUAUAAACAUACAGCAAUUGUCCUCCCUCUAAAACCUCAUGUUUUCUUUAAUUCAAGUUGUUAAUUAAUUUAUGUUUUAGUGAAUGCAAUUUGGCUUUGGAUUGUGAAUUUAUCACCAUUGAUUUUGGGUUUACAA